Coffea eugenioides is the source of this 1007-nucleotide messenger RNA. RefSeq lists its product as uncharacterized. Lineage: Eukaryota; Viridiplantae; Streptophyta; Magnoliopsida; Gentianales; Rubiaceae. The transcript has a single exon. The record is from RefSeq and is a predicted model, not a curated record. The coding region runs from base 250 to 456 and encodes 68 amino acids.
UUAAAACGGAUUAAAAUAUGUAUAAAAGGUGGAUGGAAGGAACUGAACCUCCGCGCUAUAAAAUAAAAUGUAUGUGCUGCUAAUGCUAAAGUACGACAUAGUAAUAUUAGUGCUAUUGACCACAGAUUCUCUUCCAAGCCUCCGGCCCUCACCUCAUUGAACUCUUUGAGUUGUGACCAGCACCGAAAGCAAUUCAAGACAGAGACCUCAAAACUCAUCAUUUUCUACCCGUCAUCGACUUCGACUUCCAUGGUUUGCUUCUGCUUUUUGGUGGAUCAGAAGAGGAUGGUAAGGCGGUGCAAGCCGGUGGCAGGGUCGUGUUCGCGGUGCGGUCGCGGGGCAAGCGUGGCCGAAAUGCGAACUUCCACGAGAUUCUGUUACAUUCCAUUUUAUUGGAAAUCUUGGAAGGCGAUCAUAUGCAGCUUCUGUGGAGCCGUUCUCAAAUCCUACAGAUAAACAACUCUUUCUUACCCUGUGGUGCGGGUGCCUUUCUUGUGCACAAUUUGUAUAUUGAGCUAGAAGCCAAGUGAUCAUGAUCAGAUUGAUGCUGAUCAUUCUUGGAAAGUCACAUCGAGCUGCUACUUUCUUUAGUAAUCAUGGAACUUCAGGGUUAAGCAUCGCGUUAAGGGGAAUAAGGAGGAAUGUUUCUUGGACAGUACAGCACCCACUGAAAGAAUCUAAUACUCAGUUUGCCGGAUGUUCUCAAACUUUGAGUUGAAGAGAAGAGGAGAAGUACGGGCCCUUUUUUUGUUUGUUUUUUUCCCCCUAACCAAUAUCUGUAUUUCAUAUAAGUACUUUCUUUAUCUCUUAUUUUUCGUAUCAGAAAUUUCAUCUGCUAAUCCCUGAUCAGCAUAUUUACCCAAAAAAUUUCUUUCUGCAUAUUUACCCAAAAAAUUUCUUUCUGCUCCCCCGUAAUUUCUGGGUUAGUGGAAACGAAGAAAAGUGUCAAUCCUCGACCUCGAGAAAUAUUUUGACAGUUGAAUACUAGUCAUCCUCAAGUUUUACCA